Molecule: messenger RNA, 1838 nt
Organism: Andrographis paniculata
Lineage: Eukaryota; Viridiplantae; Streptophyta; Magnoliopsida; Lamiales; Acanthaceae
Product: endoglucanase 11-like
Exons: 5
Coding region: 45-1619 (524 amino acids)
Biological process (GO): carbohydrate metabolic process
Molecular function (GO): hydrolase activity, hydrolyzing O-glycosyl compounds
Source: RefSeq, a predicted model, not a curated record
AAGAGAAAUUUUGAAGGGAUCGGAGGAGGGGCGGCCCUGAAACUAUGGAGGAAAUAUCGGUCAUCAGAUUCACCGGCCGCCGGAAUAUUACCCGGCAUUUCCUCCUCGUAGUGCUCGCCGCAAUUUCCCUCUUCCCGCCGCCGGCUUCCCCGCAGCCCUUCGAUUACGCCGACGCCUUGUCCAAAAGCCUUCUGUAUUUCGAAGCCCAGCGGUCCGGCCGGCUUCCGUACAACCAGAGGGUGACGUGGCGCCACCAUUCCGGCCUCACCGACGGGCUCGAACAAGGGGUGGAUUUGGUGGGAGGAUAUUAUGACGCCGGCGAUAACGUCAAGUUCGGGCUGCCGAUGGCGUUUACCGUUACAAUGUUGUCGUGGGGGGUGAUAGAAUUCCGGCAAGAAAUCGCCGCCGCCGGCGAGCUCCGGCACGCCAUGGAAGCUAUCAAAUGGGGCACCGAUUAUUUCAUUAAAGCUCAUACGCAUCCUCAUGUCCUCUGGGCUCAGGUGGGCGACGGCGACACCGACCACCUGUGCUGGCAGCGGCCGGAGGAUAUGACGACGUCCCGCCGUGCUUACAAGGUGGACGAGAAGAAUCCCGGCACCGAAGUGGCGGCGGAGACGGCGGCGGCCAUGGCCGCGGCGGCGAUCGUGUUUAGUAAAACAAACCCACAUUAUUCCCACCUUCUCUUGGACCAUGCGCAACAGCUAUUCGAAUUUGGGGACAAAUUCAGAGGUAAAUACGACGAGAGCAUAGAAGGGGCGAAGGGUUAUUACACGUCGGUGAGUGGAUAUUACGACGAACUCCUUUGGGCAGCACUGUGGCUCUACAAAGCCACCGACAACCAGAGAUACCUAAAUUACGCCAUUGAUAACGCCAUGUCCUUUGGUGGGAUCACCUGGCCCAUCUCUGAAUUCAGCUGGGAUGUUAAAUAUGCUGGCCUCCAAAUUAUUGCAUCCAUGCUGCCGACGGCCGGGCUGACCCGACAUCAGAAGCGGAUCCUGGAGCAGUACGGGUCGAAAGGGGAGUACUACGUCUGUGCCUGUCUGAACCUGAACGGCGGCGCCGCCAAUUCCAGCAACGUGCAGCGCACGCGCGGCGGGCUGCUGUACACGCGCCAAUGGAACAACAUGCAGUACGUGUCGACGGCGGCGUUCCUGCUGACGGUGUAUUCGGACCACCUCUACCGAACCGGCUGGUCGGCGGUGGACUGCCCGCGGGGAUCGGCCGGUCCGGAGGAGAUCAUGGGGCUGGUCCGGUCGCAGGCGGCUUACAUUCUCGGGUCGAACCCGAUGGGGCUGAGCUACCUGGUCGGGUACGGGUCGGAUUAUCCGAGGAGGGUGCACCAUAGGGGGGCGUCGACGGAGGCGUACAGGGACAGCAAGGUGUUCGUCGGGUGCACGCAGGGGUAUGACCACUGGUUCGGGCGGCCCGACCCGAACCCGAAUGUGCUGGUCGGGUCGCUGGUGGGCGGUCCGGACAGCGAGGACCGGUUCGAGGAUACGAGGGGGAAUUUUGUGCAGACUGAGGCUUGCACUUACAAUACGGCGCCGUUGGUCGGAGUUUUUGCCAAAUUGAAUACUCUUGAUUCUGCUGCCACUCGCCCAUUUAUUUCUUCCCUAUAAUAAUAAUUAUUAUAUAAUAUAUAUACGCAUUUGUAUACAGCCAUUAUUUUAUUAUACUAUAUGUUUUGGGGGAUUAUUUUUGUUAUUUAAUUAGGUCAUUGUUUUUGUGUGUUUGUUGUAUAGAGCAUAUGAUAUGGCCAAAGGGCAUGCAAAUGUAUUUAUUUUGCAUAUAUAUAUAUAUGGAAGAAAUGAAAGCACAUUUUGAUGGUGAAGAAAUUG